This is a messenger RNA of Osmerus eperlanus (European smelt), 2527 nucleotides long. Its product is annotated as nuclear receptor subfamily 5 group A member 2-like. The transcript has 7 exons. Bases 162 to 1616 code for a protein of 484 amino acids. The record is from RefSeq and is a predicted model, not a curated record. Gene Ontology annotation, biological process: hormone-mediated signaling pathway; tissue development; regulation of transcription by RNA polymerase II. Gene Ontology annotation, molecular function: RNA polymerase II cis-regulatory region sequence-specific DNA binding; nuclear receptor activity; zinc ion binding. Gene Ontology annotation, cellular component: RNA polymerase II transcription regulator complex. NCBI's taxonomy places the organism in Eukaryota, Metazoa, Chordata, Actinopteri, Osmeriformes, Osmeridae.
AGGCAGAGUACAGAGCGCCAUGGGCAUUAGUAGUUGGCGAUGAACCACAUCCCGUGCCGUUUUCAAUCAGCCAUAUAAUUGUUUUAUUGGUCAAGUUUUUCUAUACGUCGUAAUAUAUUGUAUCCUUGGUUGUUUGUUGUCAGCAGCUCGAAAGGAACCGAAUGUUGGGAGACAAGGCUCAAGGUGUCUCAUUGAAGGUAAUGGAAUACACAUAUGACGAAGAUUUGGAAGAACUCUGUCCUGUUUGUGGAGACAAGGUCUCUGGAUACCAUUACGGGCUCCUCACCUGUGAGAGUUGUAAGGGUUUCUUCAAGAGGACUGUCCAAAAUAACAAGAGGUACACAUGUUCGGAAAAUCAAGAGUGCAAAAUAGACAAAACGCAACGAAAGAGAUGUCCCUUCUGUCGAUUUCAGAAAUGCCUGAAUGUUGGAAUGAGAUUAGAAGCGGUUCGUGCGGACCGCAUGCGUGGGGGCAGGAAUAAAUUUGGCCCCAUGUACAAGCGAGAUAGAGCCUUAAAGCAGCAGAAGAAAGCUUUGAUACGUUCCAACGGCUUCAAGCUGGAGUCGGCUCCGCCAGCGGUCUCCCCCAUACAGACUAACUAUGGGUUCACAGGCACCCUGCAUGGCCUCCCCACCAUCUCCAAAGGCCUCCUGUCCUCCACUCCAACCUCCAUCAGCCCCACAGACUAUGAGACUAACCUCUACAUACCCCCGUCCCUGGGUUUGGCCAUGCAGACCCACGGGCCUUUGCCCAACCAGUACCAGUACCCAUCCUACCCCAGCAGGCCCAUCAAGUCCGAGUGCACUGACCACUACACCAGCUCCCCAGAGUCUCUGAUCGGCUACCCCUUCCAGGAUGUCUACCCUUCUGGCUCCCCCCCCAGUGUGCCUCCCCUGGUGAUGGAGCUGCUCCGCUGUGACCCAGACGAGCUGGCCGUCCAGAGCAAGAUCGUGGCCCACCUGCAGCAGGAGCAGAGCGGGCGCGGGCGUCAGGAGAAGCCCAGCACCUUCAGCCUGAUGUGCCGCAUGGCAGACCAGACUCUCUUCUCCAUCGUGGAGUGGGCCAGGAGCUGCAUCUUUUUCAAGGAGCUGAAGGUGGGUGACCAGAUGAAACUGCUCCAUAACUGCUGGUCUGAGCUUCUGGUCCUAGAUCACAUCUUCAGACAGGUGCACCAUGGGAAGGAUGACAGCCUUCUGUUGGUCACUGGCCAGGAGAUGGAGCUGUCCAUCAUCCAGUCCCAGGUUGAGAUGACCCUGUCAGGCCUCAUCCAGAGGGGGCAGGAGCUGGCUGGCAGACUGCAGGCCCUGCAGGUGGACCGCCGAGAGAUAGCCUGCCUCAAGUUCCUCCUCCUCUUCAACCCCAACGUGAAGCUCUUGGAGAACCAGGCGUUCGUGGAGGGCGUCCAGGAGCAGGUGAACGGAGCGCUGCUGGAGUACACCCUGUGCUCCUACCCUCAGUUCCUGGACAAGUACGGCGAGCUAGGCCUACGCCUGCCCGAGCUCCGAGCCCUCAGCACCCAGGCGGAGGACUACCUGUGCUACAUGCACCUGAGCGGGGAGGUGCCCUGCAACAACCUGCUCAUAGAAAUGCUGCAUGCCAAGAGGGCCUGUGUGUGAGGGGCACUCCACAGUGUGUGUGUGUGUGUGUGUGUGUGAUGGUACAUGUGUGUGAGGGAGAGAGAGAAAGUGACAGAGAGCAUUAGAGAGUAAUGCAGUACACAUUGAAGAGGAUGUGUAUCAUUCCGACAGAGAAGGAAUGUUUGUGUGUGUGUGUGUGUGUGUGUGUGUGAGAGAGAGAGAGAGAGAUAGAGUGAAAGAGAGACCAAGAGCGAGAGAGAGUGAGCGUUGUCCCUCUCCAGAGUUAAGAUAGAUUCACUCAAGCUACACUGUAUGUGCAUGUACAGUGCAUGUACAUUUUUCAACUUGUGUUAAUUGUGAAUGUCCCAUCCAAAGCUGUAUGAGAUAAUCACUACAUUUACCUUUUCACUUGUUAUCUUGUCAAUUCUAAGCAACAUUACCAAAAAUUACAUGUGGGGGAAAAAAAAUAUAUCACAUGCUCAAUAUAAUUUAGUUUUAUCUAUUUAGACAUUUUCAAUAUGUUAAUAUAUAAAUGAAAGCUACAUAUUUAGUUUGAGUCACAGUUAUGGAGUUUGGCUGAGGAAGUGAAGCGGAUGAAAGAGAGAGAUAGAUGGAGAGAGAGAGGGAGAGAGAGAGAGGGAGAAAGGGAGAGGGAGAGAGAGAGAGAGAGAUAGACUAUUGUGGCACUGAUGGGUGGGAGAGACUGUCAAGAACCCAUCUGUCGGAGCAGGCGUCAUCUAAAAGGAGGGAGGAGGCGAGGGGAGCCCAGGAAGAGACACGCCCACAAAAUGUGAGAGGGAGGAUGAAGUGAACAACACAGGCGUUUUCUUAUUAGACGAAAACACACACACCCACACCCACACACACACACACACACUAAUAGUUAUUUGUAAGUGCAUGUCCUUCAGAUUUCACCAAGGAGCCACCCAGCCUGUCUUCAGAGGCUGGUC